Messenger RNA from Drosophila eugracilis, 7700 nucleotides. RefSeq names its product mucin-5AC (gene Mur2B). Gene Ontology annotation, molecular function: chitin binding. Bases 1955 to 7603 code for a protein of 1882 amino acids. NCBI's taxonomy places the organism in Eukaryota, Metazoa, Arthropoda, Insecta, Diptera, Drosophilidae. The record is from RefSeq and is a predicted model, not a curated record. Gene Ontology annotation, cellular component: extracellular region. The transcript is spliced from 8 exons.
UGUAUGUGUUUGCGUAUGUGUAGGCUGAGUGGGAGAGGAGAUCCCACAAUAGUGCUAGACAAGAGAGCAAUGCAGCCUCCCUCUCCUUCUAUUACAACAUUCCUCACUCUUUACUACAAAUACUUGCAAGUGAAUGACCAGUUUCAACUUCCAAAAGCACUCCUCUCUUCAUCUCACUCUAUUACUAUUUCUCUUCCCCACUAGUUUCUAUUUGAGCGCAUUUUUUGGCGCUCUCUUUCUAUAGUGGAAAAGAAGGAGGGAAAAAUAACGAUAAUACGGACCAUUAGAGACCCUUUCUACCCAUAAAUCAUCAUUAUUAGUUUCCUAUUUAGCUGAAAUUACUUUACUUGAUUGGUAUUACAAUCGUAGUUAGUUUAAUACACAUAAUUCACAUAAUUAGACAGACUAGCUUACACUAAUAUACUGUUACAUGGUUUGUGACCAACUGUUCUAUGAAAACAAUAUAGCCUAGUACUACAUGUAGGGUACAACUAGCCAUGUAAGUUUCGAAAUGCUGCUCUUGAGUCAAAUCAAAUGGAAGACUGCGAGUGCGAAUAGUUUUGCGCUAGAUCGUCGUGUUCAUUUUCCAGCGUUGCUUAGUUUCGUUUAGUGUGCAGAUCGGAGUGGAUCCCUCCACGGAUUAGGAGUUGUUACGACUGUACAUACUUUUUUUUUUAUGGUGUCUCUUUGAAAAAAGGAAGUGGAAGUGUACAGUUAUGUGAUUGGGGUUUUUGUGCGCGCCGAUUUUCGCCCCUGUCAUUGGGGGUCUUUGAACUUAGAGCAGAGCGUUCAACCCCGCCUACCGCCUUCUAUCGCCCACGUUUCGUUUUUUGGGCUUCGUGCAACUCCGAAAAGUGUGACGACGUCUGUGUGGCCAUUAUCGCGACCGUUUCGGUUUGUGCGAUAACCGAUAAGUGUUGCGUUGUAUUGUGUGCCCUCGCCGCGUGCAGUUAACCGCCUCGUCUCCCUCUCCCUUUUACUAAGUAAUCAGUUAUUGGCCCGCUCUAAUGAACGUUGAACUGCAAAUUGCAAAAACGUACGAAAAUAAUAAACAAACGCGAAAUGCGAAAUUCGCUCUCUCUAGCGAAACAUCCGCGUCGCCGUCACCCACACAUUCGUAUAAUGGGUGGGUGCAUUCACCUCUGGAUCUUGUGCCUGCCUAUCGGAUGAUCACUGAGAUCAAUAAGGAUUUGGCUGGCUUCUAUGGCAUCUAGGAAAAUCCCCGCAGCGGAUGCAGAAAAGAGCUGAAUGGAGGAGCUAAAUGGAGGAAGAGCUAGACGGAGGAGGAGCAGGAGGAGAUUUGGUCCACAAUCCCCUGGUAAUCCCCUCAGGAAUCUGUUCCGCAUUGGCCAUAUCCAUUGAUCACGUCUGAUAGUCUGGACUGGAGAUGGCAGCCAGCUGGCUGGCGGAUCGGAGAUUACUCAUAAUGAUUGGAGCGAAUGGAGCGGGAAAGCAUCUCCGGUGCGGAAGUAAAGCACGUCGCUCUCCGGCCCCCUAAGCUGGCUUUAGUCAUGCAUCUCGCGGCGGGCACGGCCGUGAUGCAGCUACCCGCGCUUCUACAGCUCGAAGACUCUCUUCCGGUCUGCGAUCACGUGGGGAGAGAGUACUCUGGGCCCUCUCAACUCGAUGCACUCGGCCGGAGUGCUGGCUAUUAGCCAAGAAUUGUUUUGGUCUCUUUGGGGCUGCGGCAAACAUCUCCGUACUUAAAUCACGCGGCGGUCAAUCGGCAUUCGAGUUAUGCAACGUUCUCGGAAGCGAGCGCACCCAGCGACCUUUUAAGCGCGUCUGCCCCGGUCUAAGUCACCACUGCCACUCUAGAGCUGACCGCGGUCGCAGGUUCCAAGGUUUCUCAAAACAAUAAGGAUACUAGCAUAUUAGCCUCACCAUCAGAUGAGCACAGGAUCACGACGAGAGAAUCUUUUUAGCCAAGCCAUUUGAAGUAGAGUGCCCCACCAUGACGCACUGCCUUUGGUCGACGCUGCUGGGCCUUCUGGCCUUGCUCUCUAUGGCGACCAGUCGUUCGGUGCGCCAACUGCAAAGUGCAUAUCCGCCCGUGGUGCCCGCCGGCUACUACGGACAGCCGCCCUAUGCUUACCCGCCCUACGGCUAUGGUUACCAGGCGCCACCACCACCAGUUUACGGACCCUUCUACGACAAUGUUUUCGGUGUCUACAAGAGCUAUCCCGGCGGUGGAUAUCCUGUGCGAUUCGACUAUAAUAACCGUUGCUCUCGGAACUACAUUGGCAUCAAGCCCCAUCCGGAUCAGCAGCAGUACUACUACGUUUGUAAGCCCAACUGCGUCAUCUUCAGCAAGUGCCGCGACCUCGAGAGCUUCAAUUCGAGCAGCGGACGCUGCGUGCAUCACAUUCCACAGCCCAGACCGGACCACAGGCCGCCGCAGUGCGAGAAGGAGGGCCGCUUCGCUCACCCCCACGACUGCAAGGUGUAUUACAGAUGCGAUAAAAACCGGACAGAGCCUUGGCUUUUCGCCUGCCCCGCUGGAACCAUCUUCUCGCCGGUGGAACGCAAAUGCCUGCCCGGUGACCAGUGCCCUUCGACGGAGAUAUCGGACAGUGGCAGUUACAUCCCGCAGAACUGCGAGCUCAAGUUUCCCAAUUGCGCCGAGGAGGGCACCUUCCGCUCGCCUACGGACUGCGCCCUCUACUAUACAUGCCGAUUGAAGGAAAGCGGUACCUAUCUGCAGACGCGCUUCAAGUGCCCCGGCAGCAAUAGCUUCGACGAGAAGCGGAAGCUGUGUCGUCCCCGGAGCGAGGUUGACUGCUACGACCUUGCCCCGGCUCCCGUGCAGAUACCCUAUGCUCCACAGCCCUACUACCCGCCCUACCAAUCUGCACCGCUCUUCGAGGAGGACGACUAUGACACGGUGACCACGGAAGAGCCAGCUCUAAGGUCCGAGAAGGUACAGGUGGCAAAUGGCUUUGAAAGGCCUUCGCUGAAUGUUGUCAUUCUGCCCACGCAGACGACAGCCGCAACCACAUCGGAGAGGACAACAGCCUAUAAAUAUUACCCCUCGUAUCCAUCUUACCACUCAUAUGAGCCCUCUUCUCAUCAUGACGUUAAGAAACAGUCUGCAGAGAGCCUGAAGGUGGAGAAAGAGGAUGAGACGCCUAAGUUCAAGCUGUCGGAGAACGUUGUCAUUCUGCCCACUACACCAGCGACUACAAGUACCAAGGCUGAGCCUUCAAAGGAGACCACCAAAUACCAAUACAAGAGGUACACCUAUGCAACCAAGGCUAAGGAGGAAGUUACUGAGGCUCCGAAAUCGAAAUUUCCCUUAAAUGGAAUGCAUCUGUCGGAAAAUAUUGUGAUUCUGCCUACUACGACCACUACUACUACGGUCAAGCCAACAGUUCCGACAUGCCCCACGUUACCAACGGCUAGUUCUACCCCCAAGCCAACUACAACUUCUAAAGCGACAACAGUGAAGACUACUACUACAGAAAAGGCAACUACACCGAAACCGAAAACUACAGAAGUAACAUCAACCACUAAGAAACGUAGCACGACGACUCAUGAAUCCUCGCCAGUAACUACAACCACAAAGAAGGCAACGGUUACUCCUAAGCCAACGACUCUGAAAACAACUACUGAAAAACCAGUAAAGACUACAACCACUGAGAAACCAACUACCACUACACAUAAACCUACUACUACAACGACUCCGAAGACUACUACUACCCAAAAACCAACAACGACCACUCGUAAAACUUCAACGGAGACUACAACCACUCACAAACUUACAACUACUACUCCUAAACCUACAACAACGAGCCAGAAGACAACACCGACUACGACUAAAACUACCCAAAAACCAACAACAACUACUCAGAAAACCUCAACAGUGACUAAGACCACCGAAAAGACAACGACGAAUGCUCCUACUUCGACAAAGAGUUCUGAAAAACCAACCACGACAACUCUUAAAACAACUCAUGAACCUAGUACGACUACUCCGAAAACCACAACAAUUACUACUACAACCAAGAAAACAACUGAAAAGACACCCAAACCUACAACUAGUACCGAAAAGCCAACUUCAACUUCUCAGAAAACCUCUACAGUAACUACAACUACAUUUACUACGCCUAAGCCAACAACUACGUCAACUCCUAAGCCAACUACAGUGACAACUACUACUCGGAAAACGUCAACGGUUACUACUACCACCAAGAAAACAACGGAGAGUUCACCUAAACCCACUACCAGUACAGAAGAACCCACAACGACUACCAAGAAAAUCUCUACAAUAACUACGACCUCUAAAGAACCAACCACCACCACUCCGAAAUCUUCAACCGUUACUACUACCACUGAAAAGGUAACGGAAAGUUCUCCAAAAUCUACAACUAGUACCGAAAAACCAACUGCGACUACUCAGAAAAUCAGCACAACGUCUACGAAAGAACCUACAACUACUCCUAAGCCUACAACAACUUCCCAGAAAACAACAGCGUCGACUCCUAAGCCAACUACAGUGACAACUACCACACAGAAACCAACAACGACUACCCAGAAAACGUCAACAGUUACUACUACCACUGCUAAGACAACGGAAAGUACUCCUAAACCUACUGCCAGUACUGAAAAGCCAACAACGACUACCCGGAAAAUCUCUACAACAACUACUACUCAAGAGCCAACAACUACUACUCCUAAACCUACAACAACGUCGACUGCUAAGCCAACUACAGUGACAACUUCGACUCAAAAACCAAUAACAACUACACAGAAACCUUCAACCGUUACUACUACCACUGAAAAGGUAACCGAAAGUUCUUCUAAACCCACAACAAGUACCGAAAAACCCGCAACUACUACUCCGAAAACGUCAACAGUUAGUACAACAACCAAGAAAACAACGGAGAGUUCUCCUAAGCCCACCACAAGUACCGAAAAGUCAACCACGACUACUCAGAAAGUAACUACCACAUCUACGACAACUCAAGAGCCAACAACUACUCCUCCUAAAUCUACAACUACUACUCCUAAACCUUCAACUACUACUCCUCAAUCUACAACUACCACUCCUAAGCCUACAACGUCGCAAAAGACAACAACUACGACUCCGAAACCAACAACGACCACUCUGAAAACGUCAACUACCUCCAAAAAAACAACAGAAACUUCUCCGGAACCUACAACGAGUAGUCAGAGGCCAACAACGACUACUGAAAAAGUAACUCCGACAACGGAAAAGCAAACAACUUCCACUGCUAAACCCAUUACAACGACAACGACUCGAAAGACCACUACAGUGACAAUCACAACUCAAAGUCCCAAAACAACUACUCCGAAAGAAUCCACAGUAACCACGGCUUCACCGAAACCAACUACAAGCACACCAAAAUCGACGACAGCCGUAACUAUCGAGACCACGAGGAAUCCGACUACUAUUCCCUCGCAAAAUUCCACCUCCACAACAGAGCUGACCACUGCCACGCGUCCGCACUGUCCCGAUCCCGAUUCCACCUCUGAUACAAACACAAAUCCCGCAUGCACACAAGAACUCCGACAAGUGGAGAAACUUCAACUACAGUCACCGCAAAAACAAAACCAACUCAUUCACACACAAACCACAGCAGAGUUCACUGAAAGUGGAAACAGUUUGGGAGGGCGGAAUGAUUUAGACUAUAUGGAUGAUGCACCUUCGUCGGCGGAGGGGGAAAGAGGUCAGGCAACGACAGCGAAGGCUCCGACCAUGUCUACGCUGGCGGCAGCCCAUCUCCUACAUAAGCUCUUUAAGAUCAUCUCCACCACUCCGCCGAGCAAGGAGCAUACCUCUAGUCAACGUCCGCCCAGUCAGAAGACGCAUGGAGUGACCCUGGCCCAGAUGGCUAAACACAACUUGGCCACUUCCAAGCCCUUCAUUGCCCAUUCCCUGCGGCUAUCCAUCCAACAGCUGGCGUCUACCCAGAAGCGCUCCCUUCAGCCUAAGGUACUUGUGGCCCUGAAUACCACCAAGAAGGAGCCGGAGGACUCUGAGUACUAUGACAGCGAAACGUCGGAGCAAUAUACGGACGAGGAAAAUGAAGUGCUGACCAAAACCCUGCCAAAGGUUGUGUCCACAACAACGGCGACUCCGACUCCGUCUUCGACCACUGAGCGGGUGACUAGUUUCUCGACAAGUCAACCCAAAGCGGUUUCCUCCACAACGACUCAACCCAAAGCGGUUUCCUCCACAAUGGCUCAACCCAUAAAUACGACGACGAGUGACUUGGAAUACGGCGACAGCUCUGGUGAUUCUGACUAUGCCAACGACGGCAACGAUAUUCCAGACGGCGUAGUCAAAAGCCUGGAAGCUAGAAAGGAGUUUUUGCUGAGUCUGCUGAAGGAGAGGUUGACUCGAACGGAAGCGAAGCAACCAACGUCGACCACUAAGGCUGCACAGACGCAAAGCAGCAGUACAAGUUCCACUACAAGCAGUAGCUCAACUUCAAGUUCAAGUACGACGACGUCAACCACAAAGCCAGAAACGACUACGAGUAGGCCAUCACCUCCUCGAGCGGUAAUGGUGGCUGCGAAAAAUUCAAGUCACCUCAGUUCGGAGUACUAUGAUGAUGACGAGGACUACAUGGAAGAUGAGCCAGCUAGUCCUUUCGAUAGUGGAAAGAAAGACCGAGGCACAGUCUCAGUAGCCAAGAAGCCACCAGCAGCCACAGCCAAACGGCACGUUGUCCUGCCUGUCCUACCUAUACAGACUGUACAGAAGGCCAUUCCGAAUGAUAUUGCAUUUGAAGAUGGGGGAAAAUUGCAUCUAAAAGCUGCCUCAAACGGGCUUGAAAGCCAGGAGAGUCAGUUUUCCAGAGAAGACAGAACAUCGAGAGUUUCUAAUAGUAUUAGGAACCAGGCGCUAAGCAGCAACGACAGAGUUAGGCAUCCUUCAAGGCAAACUACUUCACACACACCAACAGCAAGUCCAACCAUGCAGACACAAACGAUACCAACACCAAGUACCGAAUCAUCUACUUCAAGACCAGCAUCAACAUCCACAGAACCAUCAACGACACAGCCAAACAGAAAGCCAAGAGUUUUCCCGCUCAGUCAGCUAAUAAGAGAGGCUGAAAAACGUGUAACAGUCACAUCGACAACACCAGAAACACUACCAACUGCAUCGGCAAUAGUUUCAUCUGUAAUGCCAAUGCCGAUGCCAUUGGCAUUAGCUGCCCCUGCCCCUGCCACAGUGCGCCAGGAAGUGCUGUCAGUGAACAGCAGGCCCUGGCUGCUGGCUGCCCGCAACCAAACAGUCCACAUAACACCCAUUGCCGCUGAAGCGGCAAGCAACCCAGUGAGCCAAGUUAACCGUUCCUUCAAUCCACUAGUGUCCAGCCCCGAGGACUAUCCCACCGAGAAGGUGCCGCAGCUUAUCGUUAAAGUGUACGAGCCCAUCGAUCUGAAAAUCGUCUUCUGUCCGAAGUCCUGCGACCAGGACCACGACCACAAAUACGACCCAGCUGAUAAUUUUAAGAAGUCCAAUUGCUCAGAAGGCUGUGACGAGGAGGAGGAGCGGAUCCACAAGCAUGUGGACAUCCAGUGGAAGCCACUGGAACUGAGCGAUAUCGCUGGCUUCCGCAAUGCAGUUUAGUUUAAAUCCAACGACACUCGAAUUCCGACCAAGAAAUUCCCGUAGUACGAUUUCUUUAAUAUUAGUAACUAACUUAAAUAAAUACUUAAACUUUAAA